Molecule: messenger RNA, 1548 nt
Organism: Rodentolepis nana
Lineage: Eukaryota; Metazoa; Platyhelminthes; Cestoda; Cyclophyllidea; Hymenolepididae
Source: the annotation of a GenBank genome assembly
AGAGACACACGGUUUUACUAUUUGACUGUUGGGUUUUACAAGAUGAGGGUCUCAUUCCUUCUAGUACCUCCUAUUACCCUAUUCAAGAGUUUUCUUAUUUUGUUAUUUUGUUAUGUCUCUCGUGGCAACGAAAGUGUUGAAUCCUUGCUCGCCAGAGGAACUCAAUCCCUUUCCAGUGGAAAUUUAGUACUUGCUGUCGACCUUUAUACUGAAGCUAUUAAUAUUGAUCCUGAUAACUAUAUGAGUCGAUAUCGACGAGCCACAGCCUAUAUUGCUAUGGGAAAGCUCAAGGUAGCAUUGCCGGACUUAGAGAAAACACUUUCCCUUAAUCCCGGCUUUGUUCUUGCUCACAAACAGAAGGCACUUAUCAAUCUUAAACUGGGUAACCUAAAAGAAUCUCGUGCAUCGCUUCUCAUUUUGAAAUCAAAUGAUGACGACGUUAAUAAACUUCUAAAUGAUAUUAAUGAUGCUGAAGCAAAUUUGGAUUAUGCCAAGCAGCUCUACUUUAGAGAACAAUUCACCGAAGCCUUACCUCUUUUUGACUUUGUAAUGGAUAUUGUACCAUCAAACAGAGAAAUUCACGAAAUGCGAGCUAUUUGUCGCAUAAAAUCAGGUGAUACUAUAAGAGGCAUUGAGGAGUUGAGAGAAUGUAUUCACAUGGUCAGUGAUAAUCGUGAGGGACUGCUCCGCGUUUCUAAGAUUAUGUACGAUUUCGGAUGGGCGGAAAGGUCCCUUGAAGAGGUUCGUGAGUGCCUCAAACUCGAUCCCGAUGACAAACCUUGCCGAGCUCACUAUGGAAAAGUUAGGAUUCUCGUAAAGACAAUGAAGUUGGGUGAGAAGCAAAGAAAAGAUGAAAAGUGGAAUGAUUGUAUUAAAACUGGCAACCGGAUUAUUGAACUCAAUGACAGCAUUUCUGACUAUGUACUGCAGGGGAAGGUUCUUAUCUGUGAAUGUGCUUCUUGGGUAGACCCUGAACUUGCCAUUAGCUCUUGUAAGUACGUAAUCUCCGAAAAAUCACAUCUGAUAGAUGCUUAUCUGAGUCUGGGUAGAGCGUACUGGAAAUUGGAUUAUCUUGAUGAAGCCGAGCACGCAUUUCAGCAGGUUCUGAAAUUGGAUGAUAAAAACUAUAUGGCUCAAAAUCGUUUGCAUGAUAUAAAGAAUAGACGGAAAGCUCAGGGCAAGAGAGAUUACUACAAGAUCCUUGGAGUUCGUCGUCGUGCCACUGAUGAUGAAAUAAAACAGGCAUAUCGUAAAUUGGCCGGAAAAGCUCAUCCUGAUCGAUACACUGACCCGGUGGAAAAGGAAGCAGCAACCAAACGUUUUCUUGAUAUCAAUGAUGCUCGUGAUGUCCUACUUGAUCCAGGUAUGCGAGCCCAAUUUGAUCAGGGUAUUGAUCCCAAAGAUCCAGAGGCUAAUACUCGAAGUCCAUUUGGUUCGGGUAAAAGUAAACCUUUCUUCUUCCAAGGCGGUAAACCCUUCGGGUUCAAUUUCAGGAAUUUUGACCCCUUUGCCGGCGGUAAUGGACACUUUGAGUUUCACUUUGGUUAG